UUUGGUACAACUCUGUUUAGUUGCCUACUCUUCAUAGCUUUUCAAGUGGGAGCAUUUGAAGGAGUAUUCAGACACAGAAGCAACUCUAGGAGGAAGGUUGUACCUUUUUCUUUCUAAUAUUUCUUAAAAGGACUUUUUCCACUUUUUUGGACUCUUCUUCAGCAUGGAUGAGUAACUUCUGUAAUCUUCUCUUCAUUAAGAGGAACUACAUUAACAGGACUGGAAGCUUGCAGAGGAAGAUUUUUUAUAAAACGGAUAAUUUACCGAGCAUAAAUAAUGAUCACAUAGUGUGGCAGGCAAGCACUGAAGGAGAUUGGUAAUUAAAGGGCAUCUAAAAAAAGAGCUGGACAGAGGGCGAGGCUGUGGAGUCAUAUGUGCUGGGAACAAAUCUCUGAGUCUACAAGAGGAGCCGUUUGAAUCCAUCCAGACUGUACUACGAGGCUCAUGGAUCCCUAUGGAGGCCACUACCUGAACAGAGAUGCAGUGCUGUCUCUACUGGGUAUAGCUCGCAUGUGCCAACUGAUAUUGGGCUGCACCACCAUGGCUCUGGUGGCACACAGUGCAGGCUUCAGUGCCAGCUAUGGCACCUUCUGCAUGUUCGUUUGGUGCUUCUGUUUCGCCAUGACUUUGUUCAUCUUCGUGCUUGAUGUGAUACGCCUACAUGGCUGUGUGCCCAUCUCCUGGGACAAUUUCACAGUGGCCUUUGCGAUGCUCUCCACAUUAAUGUACAUUACAGCUUCUGUUGUGUACCCUGUGUACUUCCUCAGUAAUGAAUGCCCGACUGAAGGCUGCGAAGUGCAGAGCUACCGCAUUGCUGUUACUGUGUGCUCCAGCGUCUGUUCAUUUGCCUAUGGUGCUGAGGUCCUCCUCACCAGAGCCAAGCCUGGCCAUGUAGUUGGUUACAUGGCCACCAUGUCAGGGCUGCUUAAGGUAGUUCAGGGAUUCAAUGCUUGCAUUAUCUUUGGUGCUCUGGCAAAUGACAGUGAGUACCAUCUCCACAUUCCCACACAAUACUGUGUAGUGGUCUACAGUCUAUGCUUUGCCAUCACAGUGGUGGUGGUGGUCCUGACUGUCUCAGGGAGGACUGUAUUUUUGCGACUGCCCUUCGACCGCUUCGUGAUUAUAUACACCUUCCUGGCAGUUCUGCUGUACAUGAGUGCUGCUGUGGUGUGGCCCAUCUUCAGUUUUGAUAAGAAGUAUGGCUCUCCUGGGCGACCAGAUGAUUGUCCCCAGGGAAAAUGUCCAUGGGACAGCAAACUGGUGGUGGCAGUGUUCACCUUUGCUAAUCUAGUGCUCUACUUCAUCGACCUGCUGUACUCUCAGAGGAUCCGCUUUGUCUCACAGUCAGCCUCGGCAGCGUAAAAUAAAAUUUCUACUUUGACUUGAAAUAACUUUGUGCUCAUGCAAAUACAGCCUUAAAUAUGUCAUGUCUGAAUGUUAGACAAAAUGUUUGAUCUGGAAAGUUUUACAGCAUCUACUAUCUGCACUUAAAUGCAUCUGUAAGCAUUUUUUAGUUCAAAUUAUUUAAUGUUCUAUUAUUUAAUGUUUAAUGCAAAAAAUAUUCAUUCUGAUGGACCCUCUAAUGAACUCAGUAAGUGGUUUUCUGUUUGAACGAAGUGGCCUUAUGUAACAGCUUCAAUGUGACUGAAAUUCUGUGAUUGAAUUUUCAUGUACCGUAUGCCUUUCACUGUGUGGUUUGCUACAUCUUGUUAUAAAUGAGUUUGAAAAUGUAAAACUGGAGAAUUUACUUUCUGAUUUGCCUGCUGGGACACGUCUACAGAUUAUACAAAGCAUAAAUUUAGGAAGUGUCAAAAAUAAUUCAAAAUUUUCCAUAUGGCUGAAGCAAAGGUUAUAUUUGUAGUAAUGUGCAUUAACCAUAAAUGUAGUCCUAUAGUCUCUACAGGGACAAAACCAUGUACCCACCCUAAGAUUAACUACAUACACUUUUGCGCUACACAAACAUAUUUCUAUUUAAAGAGCUGGUGUGGUACAACUCCAUACAGUUUACUUUUCCUAGCAGUAAAAGUGAGGGAUUUUACAGCAGAAACAUGGGCACAAAAACAAGGCUAAAGGUUAUUAGAUUUUUCCUAUGUGUUCCUAAUAUUUUUACAUUUAUUCAAACAUUUAUGGCACUACACUGACAAAAAGGUUUUUUUUUUAUUAUUAUUAUUUUUUUUAUAACAAGGGUAAUUUACAUAAUAAUGGUGAGCAUAUGAAUACUUUACUUUCAUAUCUAUCAAUACCUGGUCAAAGGUACUAAAUAUGUUUUCUUUUGAAAUGACUUUUAUGAAGUGACUUUUAUGGCUUUCAUGUGAAAUGUAAAUCAUGCAAAAAUGUAAUUGCUUGAUUUUCCUCUAUGCCUUUCAUAUAUAAUAACAACUGACUUCAUCCACAUAUCCAUUCUAUAUCAUAUCCACUGUUAACAAUUUAAGCAUAUUAUUGUUCACUUAUAUUUGUGAAUAGAUUCAAGGCAAUUUAUAGCAUUUGAUCUGAUACUGGUUGUAACUUGAUGUGUUAACUUUUUUUCAGCUCCCAAACGCCUUCCUCUCUAAAAAGAUUUUCACUUGGCUGACUGUACAUAAAAUUAAAUCUAUCUAAUGUAAUGCUAGUAAAUUGGUUGAUAUACAGUAUGGAAUAGAUCAAAGUUGUUGUUACACAUUAAGGUGCCAAUUUUCUGUGGUUUGAUUAAUAAAAGGUUUGGUGUACAAGUUUCAUGUAAAUAAAAUGUCUUACAUAAACAUGGGAGAGGAAUUUAUUUAUUUAUUUACAGUAAUAAUACAGUCUAAGCAUGUUUAAAAAACAGAUUUAUUAUAAUGUGGGAGACUGAAAAAUUCCAACAGGUGUUUACUUCAAGUUACCGUUGUUAAAAAUGGUACUACAUGCUAGUGAAUUAAAGGAAGUACUUCAUUUUCCAGCUUUAGAAGGUUUACAGUUGAAGAAUGAACUCUAUAUUGUUGUCAGAGGUUAUCUGGUGCAGGUUGGUUAGAACCACACAUUUUUCAUUAUUUGCAUACUUCUUUUUGGAUGACAGGAAUGGAAGCUGUUGUGGCCUUCUGCUGUUUAAUGUACAUUUCUUAGCUUGCUGUAAUUGUAAAGAGUGUUUAUUUAAAUUAUUAUAUGCUUCUUGUCAGCUCACACCAAUUAGCUCAUUCUUCUCUAACA
Molecule: messenger RNA, 3162 nt
Organism: Silurus meridionalis
Lineage: Eukaryota; Metazoa; Chordata; Actinopteri; Siluriformes; Siluridae
Product: myeloid-associated differentiation marker-like protein 2
Exons: 2
Coding region: 445-1362 (305 amino acids)
Cellular component (GO): membrane
Source: RefSeq, a predicted model, not a curated record